AUGGUGUUAUGUCCGCCGUUCAAGUGGAAUAGUCGCGGCAAAUUUAAAUUAUGCGAACCUGCUAAACUCAAUGAUCCCGAUGACCGCCGAGCGACGAUAUUAAUAUUGCCAGAAAGGGACACCGAGGUCUUUUAUAGUAAUAAUGAAACACAAACACAGUCACACACACCACGUGUCGUACCACCUCUUACAAACGGUGACGUGCCAUUACAAAACAAUACAACUACGCCCGUUAAAAAUUCAGAAUCAAUAGAAUCUAAAAAUGAUGCUGCGCAAGAUAAUACCAAUGUUACUAACAAGAGAAUCAGUCGUGUAAGCGUAAAAAGUAAAAUAAGUUACAGAGAUUCGGAGGGCAAUUUAUUUUUUGAGGAGCGUAAGAGUAGUGCAGGACGUAAGACUGUGGCAGAGUUGGUGCAAAAUGAUCCUGAUAAACGGGUGCGACGCAAACGUGGCGUGAUUGCUCCCCACGACGUCGAAGACAAUAAGCGUUCCUUAACUGAUUUACAAUAUGAAAAGUACGAGAAAGAUGACAAGUCCAAAGAACAAAUAAAAAAAGCGGUGAUGGCAAACGACUUUUUAAAAAAUAUAAUGGUGGAUGAACGACUAACAUCAGUCGUAGAGGCUAUGAGUCCACAAAACUUUGCAGCAGGAAGUCUUAUUAUCAGAGAAGGCGAAAGUGGGAGCCAUCUCUUUGUGUCAGCAUAUGGGCAGUUUGAAGUACUCAAGGGAGGCCAUGUUGUAAAAACUUUUGGAGAAGGAGAAGUGUUUGGUGAACUCGCUAUUUUAUAUAAGGCUAAACGUUUUGCCUCUAUACGAUGUCUAACCGAAGCCAGAGUAUGGAUGUUAGAACGCCGCGUAUUUCAAAAAAUAAUGAUGCGAAGCGGUCAACAAGAACAAAAGGAUAAUCUACGAUUUUUAGAGUCGGUACCACUCCUGCAAGGCAUUCAUCCCAUAGAACUAGCUAAAAUCGCCGACUUCUUGAAGAGGGAAUUUUUUUCGACUGGUACUGCGGUGGUUCGACAAGGCGAACGCGGUGAUAAGUUCUACAUAAUUCGCGGAGGAACUGUAGUGGUAACUAAACGGGAAGGUGAAGGAGGCGAAAACCAAGUUGGAAUACUGCAUCGUGGAGAUUACUUUGGCGAACAAGCUCUGUUACAUGAAGACCGAAGACUAGCUACCGUUACCGCUCAGGCACCCGGUGUCGAAUGCCUCACUCUUGAACGAGGGCAUUUCACUGAAUUGUUGGGUAAUUUAAAAGAACUAAAAGAAAUUCGACAUGAAGUACCACGACUGUCACAACAAAAGAAAAUGUCUCAAGUUAAAAGUGAAUAUGAGUUUGUGGAAUUGAAAGACUUAGAAAUAGUUGGCACAAUGGGUGUCGGAGGUUUUGGUCGCGUGGAACUGGUGCAGUACAAACGUAAUCCUAAUCUUACCUUCGCUCUUAAAUGCCUCAAGAAAAUAGACAUGGUGCAACAACAACAGCAGGAACACGCUUACAAUGAGAAACAUAUAAUGAUGUGUUGCAAUAGUCCGUUUAUUUGCAGGUUAUAUCGCACAUUUAAAGAUAACAAAUACCUUUAUUUCUUAAUGGAGCCCGUGCUGGGUGGUGACGUUUGGACCCUCUUGCAGAAACAGCGCUACUUUCCAGAAAACGUUACACGGUUUAUGAUAGCGUGUGUAGUCGAAGCAUUCCAGUACUUACAUUCUAAAGACAUCGUCUAUAGGGAUCUUAAGCCUGAAAAUCUGAUGCUUGACAAGCAAGGUUAUAUUAAAUUGGUUGACUUUGGUUUUGCGAAGCGAGUUUCACCUAACGCCAAAACAUGGACAUUUGCGGGCACACCUGAGUAUGUAGCUCCGGAAAUUGUUCUUAAUAAGGGUCAUGAUCGGGCUGUUGACUGUUGGGCGCUGGGUGUUUUAAUACAUGAGUUGCUGGUAGGAAGGCCGCCGUUCCGCGCCCCUGGUGGAGACCACAUGAAGACUUAUACGCUAAUACUGCGGGGCAUAGAUGCGGUGGUUUGGCCGCCGCGAGUAGCAAAAUCUGCUCAAUUGCUGAUACGUAAACUGUGCCGACCCAUCCCUGCUGAGCGCCUCGGCUACCUCAAAAACGGAAUAGUGGACAUAAAAAAUCAUAAAUGGUUCUUGGGCAUCGAAUGGGACGGCUUAGCCGAGAGAAGACUAAAAGCACCGCUGAUACAACCUAUCGCCAGUGACUUGGAUCUUGGUAACUUCGAGAAAUAUCCAAAAGACAAACUCCCAGCAGAUGAAAACUCAGGAUGGGACGCAGACUUCUAA
Molecule: messenger RNA, 2292 nt
Organism: Arctia plantaginis
Lineage: Eukaryota; Metazoa; Arthropoda; Insecta; Lepidoptera; Erebidae
Source: the annotation of a GenBank genome assembly